This is a messenger RNA of Rhodofomes roseus, 405 nucleotides long. RefSeq lists its product as uncharacterized. Lineage: Eukaryota; Fungi; Basidiomycota; Agaricomycetes; Polyporales; Fomitopsidaceae. The transcript has a single exon. The coding region runs from base 1 to 405 and encodes 134 amino acids. The record is from RefSeq and is a predicted model, not a curated record.
AUGGACUUCGCCUUAGCGGGCGCGCUCGCCGGCCUGGACGAGCUCCUCCACUUUAUCUUCACCUACGACGUUGUAUGCAUCUACAGCGUUAAUCUCCGGAAACGCUUCGGAGAACGCUUCCCCCAUCUUGUACCCCUUCUCGAACGCAUGCAGAUGCUCCUUCCCAAACUGCACAUGCUCGCACACGAGGAACGCUGUCAGAUAUUGUACGCGCUAUGUUACUCCUGGGGCGCGGGUCUCUCGCACGGGGAAAGUGUUGAGCAUCCGUGGGCAGAACACAAUCAAGUCGGGCUCAGUACACGUGAGAUGAGCCCCGGCCAUCGCCACGACGCGCUCAAUGCUAUCCACAACCACUGGAAUUGGUGCAAAAUGGAGACAGCAAGUAAGUCGAUACGCCCUCUUUAG